ACAAUUUCUUUCGGUUCCCGCAAGAAGCCAGCACUGAUCUCCAAGUUACAUCGUACCAGCUACUAAAACAAAAUGAAAGUUCUCCUAGUCGUUCUCCUAGCGACCGCUGUAGCUUCGCAACUGAUUGCGCCAUUGAUAACAGUUGAUGAGCCAAUCCCCGGGCGUUAUAUCGUCAAACUCAAGGAAGGACGGAAGUUGGAUGAUGUCGCUUUUAAACUAGAUGGCGCCAAAAUUCUACGCACGUACAAAAAUGUGUUCAGUGGAUUCGCCGCCGAUCUCAGCGAUCGUCUGGUUGAACGACUCCGUAAAUCUGAUGCCGUUGAAUACAUCCAAGAAGACGGAAUGGCAUACGCCAGCGCAGUCGCAUCAUGGGGGCUCGAUCGCAUCGACCAGAUCAAUCUCCCACUCGACGAUACCUACAACCAAGUGCUCGGAGACGGUGAGGGGGUAAGCGUGUAUGUCCUCGAUACCGGAAUCAAUCUCAACCACCAGGACUGGGUAGGACGAUCUUCAUAUGGCAUAGAUACACACGGAGGAACUGGUGAGGAUUGCAAUGGUCACGGAUCUCACUGCGCAGGUACAAUCGGUGGAACCCAGUACGGUGUCGCUAAGGCGGCAAAACUCAUCGGAGUUCGUGUACUCUCAUGUGCAGGAUCAGGCGCUUAUUCCCAGAUAAUCGAUGGUUGUGAUUGGGUAGUUGCGAAUGCCGUUCUGCCAGCUGUAGCUUCAAUGUCGCUUGGUGGUGGUGCUAACCAAGCAACCGAUGAUGCCAUCCAGCGAAUGAUUGAUGCUGGUAUCACUGUGGUUGUCGCAGCGGGGAAUGAUAACGGGAAUGCCUGCAACUCCUCACCAGCUAGAUCUGAACCCGCAAUCACUGUCGGAGCAACAGAUAGUACAGACACUAGGGCUUCCUUCUCUAACUACGGUACCUGUGUUGAUAUUUUUGCACCCGGCGUGUCUAUUACAUCAGCUUGGUAUGGCGAACCAGAUGCUACUAACACCAUCAGUGGUACCUCUAUGGCUUGCCCACAUGUAGCAGGUGCUUCGGCUGUCAUACUUGCUAACGAACCCAGUCUCACCCCGAAUGAGGUGAAAGAAACCCUUCAACUUAAAUCUAUCGUUGAUGCUGUACAAGAUCCACGGUCCGGAUCACCCAACCUACUGCUCUACAUAGGGGAAGGAUCAGGAGGGGGAUUCAUCCCUACACCACCACCACCAACACCGCCACCACCAGGCUGUGGUGGGCUAUUCGACUCACCGUCGGGAACGUUCACCAGUCCAUAUUACCCAGGUAGCUACGAUAACAGUAUGAACUGCGAGUACCUUAUUACGACCACGGAUGAAAAGCAAGUAGUGUACGUGUCCUUUGAAUUCUUCGAUCUCGAGUCCGCAACCAACUGUAUCUUCGAUUCGCUCAAGGUAUAUGAUGGAACAAGCACGAGCGAUCCUUUACUAGCGACUUUGUGUGGUGACACCAUUCCUGAUAGCUUGAUGAGCACUGGCAUGAGCUUGUUCCUCGUGUUCAAAACUGAUGGCAGUAUUAUUGGGCCGGGCUUUUCUGCAUCCUACCAAGCUUUGGAGAGCGGAGAUUGUGGUCACACCUUCACUGCGAUGAAUGGAAUCCUGUCUUCACCUAACUAUCCUAGUAACUAUGGCAACAAUGAGGACUGUGGUUUCCUCAUCCAGGGUGGAUCAGGACAGGUUGUCUCAUUGACCUUUGGAGACUUUGAGCUCGAGCAACACACUGGCUGUGAUUAUGACUCGGUCGAUAUCCAUGACGGUGACAUGACUGCUCCCAGCCUGGCCAAGCUUUGUGGAACCGCUCUCCCAGAUGUGGUGACCUCAACUGGGAGUUCUAUGUACGUCAGGCUUACUAGUGAUAGCUCUGUUACUCGCAAAGGAUUCACAGCAACCUAUCUUAUCCACGAUUCAGUUACUGCCUAGGUUACAUACCUGCAACGUAUACCAAGAGAGAAUAUAUAUACUAUUUCUUUUUGUUGGGGGGGGGGGGGGGCUGGGAUGCGCCAGAUAACGCAAGCAUGAAAUGCAUUGUAAUGGGCCAGUUCACGGUUAGCACAUGUCCCAAAUGACCCGGAAUAUCCACAGAUCUUCAAAACAUGAAGAGAUACCACUUUGUACAUUUGAAAUAGUCACUCCUACAACGAUUGAGGUGCUUAAUAAAUAUCCCUUGUUUCCCCCUUUUCAAAGGAAAUUUCCACCAGUGUAUCAUGGAAUGGACUGUUUGUGCAUUUAUAAAUGAAUAAUGAUUACAUAACUUUCAUGAGCACGUAUUCAGUAUUUUGCCCCCGUGUAUUUCACAAUUUGGUCUGCAAUGUCCUUUAUCUACUUAUGCUCAGACUAUAAGUAAGUUUUGACCAAUAAAUAACGAAUAAUUCAGUCUGUUCAA
Molecule: messenger RNA, 2407 nt
Organism: Strongylocentrotus purpuratus (purple sea urchin)
Lineage: Eukaryota; Metazoa; Echinodermata; Echinoidea; Camarodonta; Strongylocentrotidae
Product: extracellular serine proteinase
Exons: 12
Coding region: 73-1944 (623 amino acids)
Biological process (GO): proteolysis
Molecular function (GO): serine-type endopeptidase activity
Source: RefSeq, a predicted model, not a curated record